AUUUUUGUUGUUGUUGCCAAGCGAAACAAUGGCCGCCGACAACCAAAAGAAAAAUGCCAUCAGGUCAGAAAAUAUUUAGCAAAGUCAUGUAAUAUUUGGAUUAAGUGUGCACUUGUCUUCCUGGGUCACGUGGCCGCUGCUGUAUCCUAGCAACGCGUCAGCAAACAAGCGCAUCUCAUUGUUGGCCGCACUAUUUAUCUUUGCUCUUAUAACUAUUGUUGUUUUGUAAUUGUUUGUAGUUGUCGUUGUAAGAAAAUGAGCUCGGAGGUGUUAGUGUCGAAGCCGCAAUAUGACAGUCGAGCGGCGACUCCGGGGCUCCUGGAGGACGAAGGGGCCCCGUUAGAGCUGGAGGCCGCGCCGCCGCUGGUUAUCCCGGGCUUCCGCUCCGCUAAAUACACCCCUGCCGACUGGUUCUCCAGCUACCGCAGCCUCCUCCAGCAGGCCGGCGCCGACCAGAACUCGGCCCGCAGCAUCCAGGAAGAGUCCCGCGUCCUCUGCCAGAAGACGGAGAACACGACCGUGAAGACGCAGACCAGCGGGAGCCGCCUGCUGGGGGAGAGGCUCCAGGACAUCCACCGCUGGAAGUCCGAGCUGCAGGAGCACAUCGGCCGCCUGGUGGCCGACAUCGAGGCCCUGCAGGCGCUGAAGCUGCGGCUGGAGAAGGCGCUGGACGCCACCGAGACGCCGUAUGCCAUCGCGGCCGAUAACCUCACCUGCAGGAGCCGCAGACUCGGGCCUGACCUGGUCCGGGACUGUGUGGAGGAGGAACUCAUCAAGGAAGUGGAAUUGAUCAAGAGUAUCCAGGCUCUCCUGAGGAGAACCAUAGACCAGGUUUCCACUCAGAUCAAUUUGGACAGAGAGACCAAGAAGACGCUGGAGUUUGAUUGGUCAGAUAAAUACGAGGCCUACGCCCUAGACACCCAGUGUGGACGGUUCUCCAACAAAAGCACGGACACGCAGCAUCACGUGGUCUCCGCCUCCAUGCUGCAUCAGGUGUGUAACGUCCCCUCCUGGAUCAAGUUCACACACACCAACAUCAACAAGGCCCGCAGGGAGGAAAAAUCCUCACACGACCUCAAAGAGCUCUCGGAGCAGGUGCUCCUGGACACCACUAAGGACCUGAGGGUCCAGUGCUUCAAUGUGGACCAAGCCUUCCUGCAACGCUGUGCGGAGCAGAUGGAGGCCAAGAUACAGCUGGAAAUGCACCUGAAGCAGACUUUGGAGCAGAUUGGAGCCCAGGAGAGGAACAUCGAGGCUCUGCAGAAGGCCAUCCAGGACAAAGACGCCCCUCAGAGAGUGACUGAGUCCAGGCUGUACCGUCGCUCUCUCAGACCCAACAUGGAGCUCUGCAGGGAUGAACCCCAGAUGAGCUUGGAAAAGGAGGCCAGGCAGAUCAGCGCCACUCUGGCGUCGCUGCAGCAGGAGCUGAGCGACGCCCGCAGGUCGCUGUCCCACCUGGAGGAGACCCGCAUGGCGCUGGAGAAGGACAUCAUGUGCAAAGCCAACACGCUGUUCAUCGAAAGAGAAAAAUGCAUGACUCAGCGUAAACUGUACCCGACCAUCUCCACCCUGUCCGGGUACUGAAGAACUUUUCAUGGUUAGGUUUGAAAGAAAAGUAUGUGGUGUAGUUGCAGUGUUAAUUUACCCAUGAGCACAUACUGUACACAAAGUCUCAUUUACAUGCAUGUUGGUGAGGAUCUGGAUAAAGGGACUAAGCACUCAGCAAUUUAGUUUGAGACACUACAGCAUCAAACCAGGAAGUAACUUCACACUAAACAAUAGUCACUACGGCCUGUACUUUUGUAUAAUACUGCACUUUACACUUUAACCUGCACCGUCCUUACCUUUGACUACAAGGUUCAGUUAUCAUUUUUUAUCAGUGUAUUUUGUGCACCCAAAAUUUGGUGUAUUUUGGCCACCUUGCAUAAUGAAUGUCCUCUUGGAAUAUGCAAGGCAAAUUCAAGGAUUCUACUCAGCGGCCUAGUGGUUAGAGUGUCCGCCCUGAGAUCGGUAGGUCGUGAGUUCAAUCCCCGGCCGAGUCAUACCAAAGACUAUAAAAAAGGGACCCAUUACCUCCCUGCUUGGCACUCGGCAUCAAGGGUUGGAAGUGGGGGUUAAAUCACCAAAUAUGAUUCCCAGGCGCAACCCCCGCUGCUGCUCACUGCUCCCCUCACCUCCCAGGGGGUGAGCAAGGGUGAUGGGUCAAAUGCAGAGGACAAAUUUCGCCACACCUAGUGUGUGUGUGUGUGACAAUUAUUGGUACUUUACUUUUUAACUUUAAAAAUGUUUUGUGUGUGAACUCUGUGAUCUGGAUCAUUUAUUUGUAUUUUAGGAAGAUAAUUGUAUAACUUAACACAAUAUUAGCAGCAAGUUCAUGUGAUAUGUAUUUGAACUACUCACUGCAUCAGUUAAGAUUAAUCAAUACUUCUCUUUAGUACGUUUGCUAUGAAAUAAAUAACUUCCAAGUGUG
Nerophis lumbriciformis (worm pipefish) is the source of this 2470-nucleotide messenger RNA. NCBI's taxonomy places the organism in Eukaryota, Metazoa, Chordata, Actinopteri, Syngnathiformes, Syngnathidae. The record is from RefSeq and is a predicted model, not a curated record.